Penicillium atrosanguineum is the source of this 981-nucleotide messenger RNA. RefSeq names its product Meiotically protein. The coding region runs from base 1 to 981 and encodes 326 amino acids. Gene Ontology annotation, biological process: protein K48-linked deubiquitination. Gene Ontology annotation, cellular component: cell periphery; cytosol. The transcript has a single exon. NCBI's taxonomy places the organism in Eukaryota, Fungi, Ascomycota, Eurotiomycetes, Eurotiales, Aspergillaceae. The record is from RefSeq and is a predicted model, not a curated record. Gene Ontology annotation, molecular function: cysteine-type deubiquitinase activity; K48-linked deubiquitinase activity; cysteine-type carboxypeptidase activity.
AUGACCCGGGUUGCCCAAUUCCAUGAAGAUAUCCAACUCUUGCCUUUCCGCAAACAGGAGCUUGAGGAUCGAGUCAUGCAAGGUCAUUCCCUAUCUCCAGAAGAAGAGCAGACUAUGGUAGAUAUCCAGGCUAUCCAGAAUUUUGUCGAUGUUGAGAAUGCGACCCAACUGAGUCCCUUUGGCUUGACGCAGCUCACGACCCAAUUGGCACCCGGGUCAGUCUCAAUCUUUUUCCGCAAUGACCAUUUCUCGACGCUCUACAAACACCCACAAUCACACCAACUAUUCACAUUAGUCACUGAUGCUGGCUACGCCAAUCACGCGGAGGUUGUCUGGGAAUCUUUGGUCGAUGUGACGGGCUUCAACUCUGAGUUUCUCGCGGGUGACUUCCGUGCUGUCAGCCACGGUCCAUCUGAAUCGGCAGAUCCGCCGGAUCCAGCUGGUCCACGAACGUCCAGUGCUGCUGCAACAAGCACUUUCGCUUCAGCCGAAUCCCCGGAGGGUGAAUUAUCAUCGCAAGAGCAGAGCGAUGCGGAUUAUGCCUAUGCCCUUUCACUGCAGUUUCAGGAAGAGGAACAAGGGGAACAGACCGGGAGUCAAGCAGCUAGCCCGUCGGGAGACCGGAGAGAGAGCCAGCAAGGAAAUCAACCUCCGCGUGGAAUUCGUUCGUCGGGCCCCGUCCGGACAAGCCAAGGGUCCAGCCCUCGUCUUUCAAAUCCACCCACUCGAACCUCGUCGCGAUUCACACAGCCACAUAGCGAUCCCGACCCGGAUGAUCCAAAUGCUCCUCCACCACCUUAUGAACCAGCCACCGCCUCAGCUACAGGGCCUCGAUACUCUCCGCCGGACCCAAGACCUCGGCAUGGCGGUAGUCAAGGAGAUAGGUACGCAGCAAACCGUUACUCGGCUCAACACCCCCUGAUCGACCGAUCAAUACCAAUCGUUAUAGCACAAGUGGGAGGAACAAGGAUUGCAUCAUGA